Molecule: messenger RNA, 2206 nt
Organism: Conger conger (European conger)
Lineage: Eukaryota; Metazoa; Chordata; Actinopteri; Anguilliformes; Congridae
Product: GTPase IMAP family member 9-like
Exons: 3
Coding region: 792-1856 (354 amino acids)
Molecular function (GO): GTP binding
Source: RefSeq, a predicted model, not a curated record
CAGUGUGAACGUGAUGCGUUUGGUCGCAUAAAAUUUACUGCUUCUUUAUAUGAACAUUAUAUCGCAAAAUAGAGAAGUUUCAUUGUAACGCGACCAAUUUUAUUUCAAUUUCGUUUAUUUACAAUGGUUUACAUGUUUGUUUUUUUUGUAACAUCUCAUUUUUUGAAGUAAGCAGAAAUCAUAAAAUGGCUACGUCUUUGUCGGGUGAAGUUCAAGCCUUUUCUCUCACGUCUCCGGUGAGGAUUCUGCUGCUUGGGAGGAGCGGGUCUGGGAAGAGUUCAUCGGGAAACAGCAUUCUGGGCACAAAGCUCUUCAAGACCAAACGCAAAGGCAAACAAGGGACUAAGGGACAAGGCACUAAGGAAUGUGAAUCCAGUACGGCAGAGACUUCCGGGAGGCAGGUGUGUGUGAUUGACACGCCUGACCUGCUAGACCCAGGACUUAGUGAUGAAGAGGUCACUCGCAACAGAGAAAACAUCAUCUCUCUCUCUAAACCUGGCCUCCAUGCCUUUCUCCUGGUUAUGCCUAUUGAGGAAGAUACUCUUGCAAAUGAGCAGGAGUUGCUGGAGGUGAUGAGGCAGAUGUUUGGGGAAGGCGCUCUUGCAUACACCAUUGUGCUCUUCACUCGAGGAGGUGAGCUGGAGGAAGAGAGUAUUGAAGAUUAUAUCCAAUCACAGGGGGAAGAGUUAAAGCAGCUUGUUCAGGAAUGUAAGGGCGGGGUACAUGUGCUUGACAACAAAGGCUGUGAAACUAGCAGCCAGGUGUCAGAUUAGCUAAAUAAGAUUGAUGCAAUGGUGAAAGAAAAUGGAGAGAAUCUCUGCAUUGUCAGAACGAGAAGACACAGCAUGGAAGAGCCGAUUCAUUUUUCAGAAGCAGAAGCAGCCAGAGUAUUCUCGGAGGAUGCCGGAGACCAACCUUGUGGAAAAGGCGAGGAAUUCAGACUGGUGCUUAUAGGAAAAACUGGGACUGGAAAGAGUGCUUGUGGGAAUACCAUUCUUGGUAGAGAAAGAUUUAAGUCUGUUUCUGCUUCAAAAUCACAAACUGUGCAGUGUAAGAGGAAAGAUGGAACUAGGUGUGGUGCAAAAAUAGCUGUGGUUGACACCCCGGGGUUGUUUGAUACCAAACUGUCCAAUGAGCAGGUUAUUGGGGAAAUUGGGAAAUGCAUUGGCCUGGCCUCCCCAGGGCCCCAUGCUCUCCUUCUGGUGCUAAAGGUAGGGCGCUUCACCGAAGAAGAGAGAAACACAGUUCAGGAGAUUAAGAAAAUGUUUGGUGACGAUGCUGAAAAAUAUACAAUGGUUCUCUUCACACACAAAGAACUACUCAAUGGUGAAACUAUUGAUCAGUACAUCGAAGCAGGUGAUGAUAAUCUCAAGAAACUAAUUAAAGAAUGUGGGGAUAGGUACCACUGUUUAGAAAAUGGAUCACCUGCAAAUUACAGCCAGAUUAAAGAUCUGAUGAAAAAAGUACAGAACAUGGUGUCUGCCAAUGGGGGCAGCUGCUAUAGUAAUGAGAUGUUCCAGGCGGUUGAGGCAGAAAUCUGUGAAAUUCAGAAGAAGACAAUGAAAGGGAAAGUCGAGCAGUUUGGAAAAUCAGGUAAACCUGUUACCAAAACAGAGUGGCAAAAGAUUUAUUCACAGUUAUUAGCAGAAUCACGAAAAGAGGCAGUGACAAUUUUGUUUCGUGACCGACUAAUACUGGCAGUUGCAAGGAUGCGUAGAAAAUUCAGAGUCACCCAGGAGGAAAGGGAUGAUGCCAUGCGGAUGGCAGAGGAACAGGGUAUAUCUGAAAGCAAAGCACUGGAUUUGGUUGUUAAAGCCUCAUGUCAAUUAGCCAAAGAUAAGUGCAAGAUUCAAUAGAAUCUUCAUAGACAUGGCAUAUCUCUUGGCAAUUUCUUCCGUACUGUCAUCUGUACUGGUUGGUGAAUGUUGUAAAUGCUCACCUUUGCUUUCUGACACUUUUGCAUACUAAAACACAUCCCUCACUUUAUGACCUUACAGUAAAAUUAUUUGACAAAAGUUCUAUUCAGAACUAAGAACCAUAUUGGAGAAAAUUGUGUGUACAAAAAUGUGAUAUUGCCAGGAAGAACACAGGAAUACAGAGGCCCAUUUAUAAUCAUUAAGUAUAAGAUUUACCCACUGUAGAAAGACUUAUAUUGUAACAAAAAAGCAUGAUUAGGCAGGGUUUCUGCUGUUCUAACUGCACCACA